Messenger RNA from Aspergillus aculeatus ATCC 16872, 1161 nucleotides. RefSeq lists its product as uncharacterized. The coding region runs from base 1 to 1161 and encodes 386 amino acids. NCBI's taxonomy places the organism in Eukaryota, Fungi, Ascomycota, Eurotiomycetes, Eurotiales, Aspergillaceae. The transcript has a single exon. The record is from RefSeq and is a predicted model, not a curated record.
AUGCCACCACCACCACUCUCCAAGGGAUCCACAUUCAAUCCGAAUCCACAACCUCGAGCCCGCUUCUUCGACGUCUUCAACUCCGCCUCGACGGGUCAUCAGGUUGCCGAUGGCGGCGGCGCCCGCGGGUGCGAAUGGCGGAUCACCCGGCAGGAGAAACUGGCGCGGCAGUUUGGGUCGAGGGUUGGGGGUUGCACCUCUUCAACGGCCAUGACAUCUGCUGCUGCAGUGGAGGGGAUGGGAGAUAAUAUUGGGGAGGAGCAGGAGGAGGCGGGGAGGGGAGAGUGGGUGUUUGCUGCUGCUGCUGCUCAUUCCGAUUCUGUUUGCUCUGGGAACAACAACAACAACGGCAGCAGCAACUACCCCAACAACAUCGGCGCGGGGUCGCAGUUUGCUGCUCAGCAGCACUCGCAAUUGCGCUCCGCGCAUAACGGGUCGAGACAUGUCCAAUUGGGGGUUCGGGCUUCCUCCUCAUCGACAUCUACGGGUCAGAUGGAUAUACGAAAUAUGUUUGGUGGGCAGGUUCGCAAACGAGGAUACCCUGGGGAUGUGAGUGAUGGCCGUGGUGGUGGUGAAUCCGGGGCGAUUGGGACGAAGAAAGCGAAGGUGAAGACGGGGUAUAGCUCUGACUGGGCUACAGAGAUAGCACCGGCGGCAGCAGCAGUAACGACAACAGCAACAAAAGGAGGUGUAUCUGCGCCACCCCUCACAACCACUUCCUUCAAGUCUUGUCCCACACCUACACUUACAUCUUCCAUCACCUCGAAGAAUACAACCACGACCACGAUCAAGGAAUCAACAACAUCAACCCCCCCCUCAAUGAAAUCUGCAACGACCCCAUCUACCUCAUGCGAAACUAUACCGCCAUCCCUGCAUAUCGAACCCAUGAACAACAAAAAGGUCUUCAGCUCCCUCACCAUCCACAUCAACGGCCAAACAACCCCUCUCAUCUCCGACCACGCUCUCAAGCGCCUCCUAGUCUCGCAAGGAGCUACCCUAAGCCUUUCCCUCUCUCGGAAGAUCACGCAUGUCAUCAUUGGAGUCCCCAAUGCGGGACCGGGCAACGGCGGCGCGGGAGGUGGACUCGCCGCUACCAAGAUCCAGAAAGAGCUCCAGCGCGGAGGAUGGAAGGGAGUGAAAAUUGUAGGGGUCCAGUGGUAA